Molecule: messenger RNA, 995 nt
Organism: Aspergillus ibericus CBS 121593
Lineage: Eukaryota; Fungi; Ascomycota; Eurotiomycetes; Eurotiales; Aspergillaceae
Product: U2 snRNP complex subunit MSL1
Exons: 3
Coding region: 131-700 (189 amino acids)
Biological process (GO): mRNA splicing, via spliceosome
Cellular component (GO): U12-type spliceosomal complex
Molecular function (GO): pre-mRNA intronic binding; U12 snRNA binding
Source: RefSeq, a predicted model, not a curated record
GCAGGCUUCAAGUGUCGCUUCCCAUUGGCUUCUGUUCUUGGGCCGGGGUGUACCAUUCGAUCUUUUGUACUGCGUCCUGUCCGACCAGUGCUGUAUCUGAUUCCCUGGUCUUCGACGUCGCUCUGCAACAAUGGCCACCAGAGUGAUUCCACAGCGCGGUGGUACUACCGGUCUACCAAACCAGACUUUAUACUGUACCAACCUACCGGAUAAGUUACGGAAACAUGACCUACGACUCUCCCUCUACAUGCUUUUUUCGACCUACGGCACCGUUCUGGAUGUCGUCGCCAUGAAAACCGAAAAGAUGCGCGGUCAAGCUCAUAUUGUUUUCAAGGAUGUUCAGGCCAGCACGCAGGCUAUGAGGGCGCUUCAGGGGUUUGAGUUCUUCGGUAAACAAAUGAAAAUUGUUUAUGCUAAAGGCACGUCGGAUGUUAUCGCCCGGCUCCGCGGGACGUACAAUUUACCAAUUACAACUGCUACCGGGCAAACCGCGGGAGCAUCCACAGAGCUCCAGAAAUCGAUCUUCAGCGGCCCCCCAGGAUCAGCGGCAUUGCCAUCAAAGCCCAGUGGGGAAGUCAACGGAGAAGCCCAGGCUGGCCAUAGUCUCAAGAGACCGCGUGAGGAGGAAAGCGACGAAGAGGAGGCCCCGAUGGACGAGGAUAGUGAUGUGCCAAUGGAAGCUUCGUCCGACGAAGACUAAUUGCUUCUUCUCCGUACUGGACAUGUGUUUGCCAGGCCGGGAGGGAUCCCAACAGGGAAGGGAGUACUGUGAUACAUUUCAAACUGAGUCACAUGGUGCCUUGGAAUAUCUCCAUGCCCUCCUUUGUGAAGAGUUCCUUUGGCAGCUGAAGACCGAGACGAUUACCCACCAACCCGAGCCAGAUUAUGAGAUAAGCCUCGGGGGUGAGGCGGCGUUGUCCUGCGAUAUGCCUCAUAGCAUCCAUUGUAUGGCAUGGAUGGACGAAAAACGCUGGAGUUCCAGAGUCUGGGUGAUA